AUGGCGACCGGCGGGGACCCCGAGGAGGAGCAGGUGGUCCCGAGCGAAGAGGACGAAGUGGACGUGAGGGCCGUGCAGGCCCGGUACCUCCGCAGCCCCUCCCCCAGCCAGUACUCCGUGGUCUCAGAGGCGGAAACGGAAAGCAUCUUCAUGGAGCCCAUUCACCUCUCCUCCGCCGUGGCGGCGAAGCAGAUCAUCGGCCAAGAGCUCCGGCGGCGGGGCGGCCGGGCCGAGGCCGAGUCUCUGGGCAUGCUGGAGUCCGCCGAGCAGCUGCUGAUGGAGGACCUGUACAACCGUGUCCGGGAGAAGAUGGAUGACAGCGGCCUGUACAACACCCCCUGUGUGCUGGACCUCCAGCGGGCCUUGGUCCGAGACCGCCAGGAGGCCCCGUGGAACGAGGUGGACGAGGUCUGGCCCAACGUCUUCAUAGCAGAGAAGAGUGUGGCCGUGAACAAGUCGAGGCUGAAGCGGCUGGGAAUUACCCACAUCCUGAACGCGGCUCACGGCACGGGCGUCUACACCGGGCCCGAAUUCUACACUGGCCUGGAGAUCCAGUACCUGGGUGUGGAGGUGGACGACUUUCCCGAGGUGGACGUCUCCCAGCACUUCCGGAAGGCCGCCGAGUUCCUGGACGAGGCCCUGCUGACCCACAGAGGGAAAGUCCUGGUCAGUAGCGAAAUGGGCGUCAGCCGGUCGGCGGUGCUGGUGGUCGCCUACCUGAUGAUCUUCCACGACAUGGCGGUCCUGGAGGCCCUGAUGACCGUGCGCAGGAAGAGGGCCAUCCGCCCCAACGAUGGCUUCCUGAAGCAGCUCCGGGAGCUCAGCGAGGAGCUGAUGGAGCAGAGGGACAGGGACCGUGGCCGGGAGGGGGGCGCUGGUGCUGCUGCGGAGGGCGAGGCCGCGGGGAGCACCCUGGGGGCCCGAGUGCAGGACCUCACCGUGGAGGAGGAGGAGGACGACAUCGCCAGCCGCCUGAGUGGCUCCUCCCUGGGAGGGGCCAGCCGGGCCUCCAAGCCCCUGGGCCUCGGCGACGAAGACCAGGAGGAGAGGCCAUAUGAAGAGCGGAAGGGGGAGCAGGGGCCCCCCGCAGACACGGUCCCCCAGGGUGGGCACGACAGGGGCUGGGCCCAGGGUGGGGAAGGGCCCGAGGAGGAGGAGGAGGAGGACGUGGAGCGCAUCAUCCGGGAGUGGCAGAGCCGCAAUGAGAGGUACCAGGCAGAAGGGCGCCGGGCGUGGGCGAGGGAGGAGCUGGAGGAGGAGGCCAGCGCCGGCUCCCCGGCGGGGGGAAGACGCAUGCGCACCGUGAGUGAGCACAGCACCUCGGACAGCGUCAGCAGCCACGACAUCCGCGUGCUGAAGCAGCAGCUGGAGCUGAGCAGCCGGCGCCGGGGCGGGAGACGCGACUCGGCGUCCACGGAGAGCAGCUGGGACGUGUGGAACCAGAGGCUGCUGGAGAUCGAGGAGGAGGCCUCCAGGAGCUGCCAGCGCAGGAGCGGCAGAGAGGACGCGGGCGCGGGCUCGCAGGCGGCGGGCGGGCUGCGAGAGGACGACCGGGACAGCGUGUCCUCCGAGGCCAGCUCCUUCUACAACUUCUGCAGCAGGAACAAGGACAAACUCAGUGCCCUGGAAAGGUGGAAGAUCAAGAGAAUCCAGUUCGGGUUUCACAAGAGAGACUCGGAGGCAGCAGACAGCAGCGGUGAGCAGGGCGCAGAGGAGGCCGCGCGGGGGCCCAGGGUCUCGGCCGCCACCCUGACGGCCUACCAGGCCUGGAAGCUGGAACACCAGAAGAAGGUGGGCAGCGAGAACAAGGAGGAGGUGGCGGGGCUGGGCAAGGGGGAGGACGCCGCCCUGGCCAAGAAGCGGCAGCGGCGGCUGGAGCUGCUGGAGAGGAGCAGGCGGGCGCUGGAGGAGAGCCGGUCCGUGGGCAGCUGGGAGGCGGUGGGCAGCUGGGAGGCGGGCAGCUCGGCUGCUGGUGGGAGCCUCCCCCUGUCCGCGUUCUGGUCUGCGGCCGCCUCGGUCAGUGCCGAUGGGGACACGGCGUCGGUGCUCAGCUCCCACCCGUCUCAGGCCGGGAGCAACCCUGGCGGGGGCUGGGCCUCCAGCCCUUCCACGCCGCUGCCGAACCUCCCAGUGGGGCCGGGGGACACCGUGUCCAUCGCCAGCAUCCAGAGCUGGAUCGCCAGCGUCGUCAGCGAAACUCUCGCCCAGAAGCAGAAUGAGAUGCUGCUGCUGUCCCGCCCGCCAUCUGUGGCCAGCUCGAAGGUGGCCCCAGCAGCCGCCUGCCCGGGGGACGACCAGGGCUCCGUGCUCAGCGGUCAGAGCACCUCCUCCCUGGGCCUCCCACCCCCAAACCAGGCAAGACCCAGCUCCGACUCGCGGUCCACACUGUCCUGCCACAGCACGCCGGACCCCAGGGCGGACGGCGCGGGGAGCCGGGCGCGGGGGCCCAGCAAGCCCGUCUACAGCCUCUUCGCCGAGCACGUGGACCUGCAGGAGCUUGGCCGGAAGGAGAGGGAGAUGCAGCUGGAGCUGAGGGAGAAGAUGUCUGAGUACAAGAUGGAGAAGCUGGCCUCCGACCACAAACGCAGCAGCCUCUUCAAGAAGAAGAAGGUCGCGGGAGACGAGGCCGAGGACGAGGACACCGACAGCGCCAUCGGGAGCUUCCGGCAGUCCUCCCGCGGCGACGCCCAGAGGCCGGACGCCGACGCCGGCUCCUCCCUGGCUGCCUCCGACCGCCCGGCGAGCGGCGGCCGGGCCGGCGCCGAGGUGGACAGCAGCAUUCGCAAGUGGCUCAGCGGCCUGGGGGCGGAGGACAGAUCCCCUCCGCGCAGCGACUGGUCUGGCGGCUCCCAGGGGCGGCGCAGCAGAGCGUCCCUGCUCCACACGGAGUCCAGGUCCUCCAGCUACAAGUUCUCCAGGUCGUGGCUGGAGGAGCAGGACACCCACGCCCACCGCGACGGCGGUGGCUCGGUGAGGAGCAGCUCGCGGGUCUCGUCCUCCUCCACCCGGGAGGGCAGCGAGACGCACGCCUUCUCCCGGGCCACGUUCAGCGAGGCCUCCGGCUCCCGAGAGGCCAGCCCGGAGCCCUACUUCUUCCGCCGGACCCCCGAGCCCCCCGCAGGGCCGGAGUCCCCGGAGCCACAGCGUCCGGACUGGGCCAGGCCCGGGGACCGGGAGGACGUGGAGGAGUCCUCCAGGUCGGACUUCUCCGAAUUCGGAGCCAAGAGGAAGUUCACCCAGAGCUUCGCGAGGUCCGAGGAGGAGGGCGAGAGGGCGAGGACGGAGCGCAGAGAGGAAGCGCGAUUCGCCUCGGGGCGCCGGGCCCAGCACCGCACGCGCGCCGCCGGGGAGGAGCAGGAGGAAGCGGACGACGAGGCCAUCAUCGCUGCCUGGCGACGCCGGCAGGAGGAGACCAGGACCAAGAUGCGGAGAAGGCGGGAGGAUUAG
This is a messenger RNA of Pteropus alecto (black flying fox), 3447 nucleotides long. It is a transcript of the gene STYXL2, whose product is annotated as dual specificity phosphatase 27, atypical. The record is from RefSeq and is a predicted model, not a curated record. Gene Ontology annotation, molecular function: MAP kinase phosphatase activity; protein tyrosine/serine/threonine phosphatase activity. Gene Ontology annotation, biological process: negative regulation of MAPK cascade; protein dephosphorylation. Lineage: Eukaryota; Metazoa; Chordata; Mammalia; Chiroptera; Pteropodidae. Gene Ontology annotation, cellular component: cytoplasm.